CCUCCAGCUUCCAAACAACCCCACGAUAAAACGCCAACCUGCCACGCACCGACAGCACGAAGCUCAACUAGGCAUCGCCGCAUUGUAGGCAAGGCAGCAUUCAAUCUCAACCUCGGAAACGCAAUCAUGGCUGAGCAGGGGCUCCUCAAGCCCGAGAAGGACUUCACCAAGGAAGUCGACGUCCAACUACCAGAGGCUGAGCAGCUUGCAAAGACAAACCUCCAAGGUGCAGUCGAGAAGCUAACUGCGCUCGAGAAACAAACCCGUCAAGCCUCUGAUCUCGCCUCCACAUCGCGAGUCCUUGUCGCAAUCGUCACACUAUGCAAAGAUGCGGGAGACUGGAGUUUAAUGAACGACCAAACGUUGGUCUUCUCGAAGAAGCACAGCCAGCUGAAGCAGGCCAUCACGAAGAUGGUCCAGACCGUGGUUGGCUUCCUCGACGACACACCCGAUCUCAAAACCAAGCUCUCGGUCAUUGAAACACUGCGGACGGUAACAGAGGGAAAGAUCUUUGUCGAGGUGGAGCGUGCGCGUGUGACCAAGAUUUUGUCCGACAUCAAGAAAGAGGAGGGCGACAUCGAGAAGGCGAAGGAGAUACUGUGCGAGCUGCAGGUCGAGACUUUCGGAUCGAUGUCGAGGCGAGAGAAGACCGAGUUCAUCCUGUCGCAAGUGGCCCUGUGCAUAGAGGCUGGCGACUGGGCGCAGGCUGGCAUUCUCGCGCGCAAGAUCAGUACCCGCUACCUGUCGCGCAAGCCCAAGAAGACAGAGGAGCAGCUCGAAAAGGAGAAGAAGGAGCUAGAGAAGAAGAAGGCGCGCGGCGAGGAGGUGGUCGAGGAGGUCGAGGAUGACACUACAGAUCUGAAGUUGCGUUUCUACGAGCAACAGGUUCAGCUUGCAAAGCACGACGACAAGUACCUGGAAGCCUGCAAGCAUUAUCGCCAAGUGCUCGACACCGAGGCUGUGGAGGAGGACCCUGCCAAGCUUCACCCGGUUUUGCAACGCAUCAUCUACUUUGUCAUCCUCGCCCCCCACGACAACGAGCAGCACGACCUCCUGCACCGUAUCCACAAAGACACGAGGAACGCCAAGAUUCCCUUGGAAGCGGAGCUCUUAAAGCUGUUCACAGUCCAUGAGCUGAUGCGCUGGCCUGAGGUCGCCGAGAAAUUCGGCCCGCACCUCUGCAAGACUGACGUCUUCGACGCCAAAGCCAGCAAGGAAGACAAGGCGCGGCAAAGAUGGGAGGACCUGCGCAAGCGGGUCAUUGAGCACAACGUUCGUGUGGUCGCGAAAUACUACACCCGUAUCCAGGUCACGCGCUUGACGCAGCUCUUGAACCUGACGGAGGAUGAGACCGAGAAGUACAUCAGCGAGCUUGUCACGGCGAAGACCAUCUACGCCAAAAUUGACCGCCCCGCGCGGGUGGUCAGCUUUGCGAAGCCCAGAGACGCUGAUGACGUUCUGAACGAGUGGAGUCACAACAUGAAGAGCUUGCUCGGUCACUUGGAGCGAAUUGACCACCUCAUUACAAAGGAGGAGAUGAUGGCUCGGAUUCAGCCUGCAAGCAAAUAGGAAGCUGGCGAUUUGGCGCUCCGGUCUAAGAUAGAUGGCGGCGCUGGGUUGGGUCAUUAGGCAGUGCAUGACGAUUGCAAAAGAUAGAUGGUCCCGGCAGCCAGGAUGUGUACAAUGCAUACA
Molecule: messenger RNA, 1692 nt
Organism: Emericellopsis atlantica
Lineage: Eukaryota; Fungi; Ascomycota; Sordariomycetes; Hypocreales; Bionectriaceae
Product: 26S proteasome non-ATPase regulatory subunit 12
Exons: 4
Coding region: 127-1569 (480 amino acids)
Cellular component (GO): nuclear proteasome complex; proteasome regulatory particle, lid subcomplex; cytoplasm
Source: RefSeq, a predicted model, not a curated record